CCUGUUGUGGGAGUGGGCGGGGCCUGAGAGAUUCGAAAGGAGCCCCGCCCCCUCAGAGCUGGUUCCCGGGCUGCAUUGUGGGAGCAAAGCACCUUCCGCGGGAGCCCAAGACUAGACGGACUGCUGCUCCUGCUGGCUGGAACAUGGAAGAUUUGGGGGGAGAUGUCAAGUUUAUUGUGGAUGAGACCUUGGACUUUGGAGGACUGUCCCCCUCUGACAGCCGUGAGGAGGAAGACAUAGCAGUGCUGGCGACCCCAGAAAAGCCCCUCCGCCGAGGCCUCUCCCACCGAAGUGACCCGAAUGCCGGAACCCCCACCCCUCAGGGUCUGAGGCUCAGCUUAGGUCCCCUAAGCCCAGAGAAACUGGAGGAGAUCCUGGAUGAGGCCAACCGGCUGGCAGCGCAGCUGGAACAGUGUGCCCUACAGGAGCGGGAGAGUGUGAGUGAGGGCCUGGGGCCGCGUAGGGUGAAGCCCAGCCCUCGCAGGGAGACCUUUGUGCUGAAGGACAGUCCUGUUCGUGAUCUGCUGCCUACUGUGAGUUCUUUGGCUCGGAGUACCCCUUCCCCAAGCAGCCUGACACCCCGAGUCCGGAGCAGCGAUAGGAAGGGGUCAGUCAGAGCUCUUCGGACAACAUCUGGAAAGAAGCCCUCCAGUGUGAAGAGGGAGUCGCCCACUUGCAAUAUGUUCCCCACAUCCAAGAGCCCAGUAUCUUCUUCUCUUGCCCGAUCAACUCCUCCAAUCCGAUCAACUCCUCCAGUCCGAUCAACUCCCCCAAUCCGAUCAACCCCUCCACUGCGAUCAACCCCUCCACUCCGGGGGAAAGCUGGGCCUAGUGCAAGAGCGACAACAAGUCCCUCUGUCCCUAUCAGACCAGUCACGGCCCCACAGUCUUCUACCAGCACCUCUCAGCGCCUGUCCCGACCACAGGGGGCAGCAGCUAAACCAUCCAGUCGGCUCCCUCUUCCCUCGGCCAUCCCCAGGCCAGCCAGCAGAAUGCCACUCACCAGCCGAACUGUACCACCCAGCAAAGUGGCUCUACCUCCAGAUUCUCUACCAACUUGGAAAGGACUCCCAAGACCAAGUGCUGCAGGGCACAGAGUUCCUGUUUCCCAGCGAUCAAAUCUUGCUAUCUCUGGUGCCACUCGCAGCAAUCUGCAGCCCCCCAGGAAAGUUGCAGUUCCGGGACCUACGAGGUAA
This is a messenger RNA of Talpa occidentalis (Iberian mole), 1196 nucleotides long. RefSeq names its product proline and serine rich coiled-coil 1 (gene PSRC1). Gene Ontology annotation, molecular function: microtubule binding. Bases 144 to 1196 code for a protein of 350 amino acids. Gene Ontology annotation, cellular component: spindle microtubule; spindle pole; microtubule cytoskeleton. Gene Ontology annotation, biological process: mitotic metaphase chromosome alignment. The record is from RefSeq and is a predicted model, not a curated record. The transcript is spliced from 7 exons. Lineage: Eukaryota; Metazoa; Chordata; Mammalia; Eulipotyphla; Talpidae.